This is a messenger RNA of Astrephomene gubernaculifera, 2487 nucleotides long. The record is from the annotation of a GenBank genome assembly. NCBI's taxonomy places the organism in Eukaryota, Viridiplantae, Chlorophyta, Chlorophyceae, Chlamydomonadales, Astrephomenaceae.
GCAGGCUGCCCUCCUCGAGGCCCACGAACAGCACUUCCGGCGGGAGCCCCUGGCGCCCCUGGCACUGCUGCCGCUGCUGCAGCGGGCGGAGGAGGUGGCGGAGGAAGCCGCCGCCGCAGCGGCCGCCGCCGCCAGACGUGGCCGGAAGCGCGCCGGCGACGACAGCAGCAGCAGCGACGAAGAUAGUGAUAGCAGCGGCGAGGGUGAUGGUAAGAAGUCGGGCGGUCGCGGGAAGGGGAACCGUCCUUCCUCGCCGUCCUCUUCGUCUUCAUCGUCUUACGUGUCAGUGGCUUCCAAGGAGGAUGAGGGCAUGGAGGUCCAGGGGGCCGAGGAUGCUGCCACCAGCGGCGACGCCGGCGGCGGAGGCGGAGCAGCCGGCAGCUCUCGGCCCGGCGGGGUGGCGGCGGCGACAGCGAUGGAUGACGCCUGGCUUGAGCGACGAGUACGACAGCACCGGGAGAGGCUGACGGCGGCGGUGGCGGAGCUGCCCGCGGAGGUGGUGAAGGCCGCCGCCGCCGCUGUGAAGACCGCCGCCGCCGCCAGUGGCGCUGCCGCAGCGGCGCCGUCGGGUCGUACGACAGCCGCCGAGGCGACGGCGGUGGUGUGCGACGCUGUGACGGAGGCGUUCUCUGCGCUGUCUUCCUGGCGACUGGGGCUGCAGUGGCUGGCAGUGCUAGCGGAGGGCACGGGCGCACCGAAGCAGAUGGGUGGCCAGCGGUACAGCCUGCCCGCCCUAUACAUCGCCGCCGCCAGCCCGCGCUUCUGGACCUCCUCGGUCGCCGCCGCAGCUGCAGCAAUCGCCGCCGCAGGCGCCGCCGCGGGCGGGCUACGGGCGCCGCCGGCGGCUGCGUCGUUGUCGCUGGGGGAGAUCUUGAUCGGCGGCGUGUUGGGACCCGCACCCUCGGCGGCGGCAGCGGGAGCUGCGGGCUCGUCGGCGGCAGGGGGGGCAGGAGGUGCCAGCCGGGCUGCUCUCCGAAACCUUUCCGAGGAGGAUCUGGAGCUACUGCUGGGGGACUUGUCGGCUCUGGCGCGGGAGGCGCUGCUGCGGGGCUGGAUGCCCUCGGCCGGGGUCAUGCGGGCCAGCAGGGGCCUGGAGGAGCUGCGGCGGCGGCACCGACUGGAGAGGGCCGCACAGCAGCAGCAGCAGCAGCAGGCGGGGGGUGUUGAGGGCGACGACACGUCACCGGUGCGGAGGCGGCUCGCGGCGCAGGGGCUCACCAGCCCCCCAACUGCCGUCAAGAUGCAAAGCAUGCUGGAAAGACUGGGCGGAUUGAACCCCAUACCCGCGCCAAAGCUCCUCCAACCCAACGACGACUCCAGCAACCCCCAACCACAACAACAACAGCAGCAGCCGGCAGCAACGGGGGCGGCAGCCGGCCGCAGGGGCGCUGCUGCUGCUGCUGGCAGCGGCAGUGGAGGGGCGCAUGCGGCCGCACUCAAGCUGCCCUCCUCCGGCAUGACUCAGACCAAACGCCAGCGCGACCAGGCGCUGCUGGCCGCAGUGCAGCAGCAACGUGCGGCAGCAGCGGCAGCAGGGUCGGCUGCUGCUGCUGGUGCUGGUGCUGGCAGCGGCAGUGGCGGUGCCUGCUCCUCCGCUGCUGCCGGGUCGGGCAGUCUGGCUGAGGCGGCGGUGGAGGUGCUGUGGGGGGCGCUGCGGGAGCUGCUGGGCGCGUGUCCCUUCCGCUUGCCAGGUGCCAGCGUCUUCACGUUCCGCGACGCCCCGGGUCUGCAGCGGCGGCUGGUGGGCGCCCCCUCCCUGGCGCUGCACACCGCCCUGGCUCAGCCGGAGCUGGUGCUGCAGGAGCUGGUGCCGGGUGUGCACGCGGGUCAGGAGGACGCGGCGCUGGCCUACCAGCUGCUGGUGGGGUGUCGCGAGGGGGCGGACCUGCGCGACUGGCUGGCGGACUUUUGUGCGGCGUCGGGGCUGGGGAGGAUGCAGGACGUGCAAGACGAGCAGGAGGAGGAGCCAGAGGCACCGGAUGCGGACGCGCAGGGGGACCGACCCAUGGGUCGCUCUCGCCACUCGCGACGGCGGCAAGCGCCCAGGAAGCGCAAGGCCGCUCCAAAGCAGGAGAUGGUCCUAGCGCUGGACGGCCCCCAAGCGGAGGCGGCGGUGGACGCGCUCGCUUGCCGCUUCGAGCAGGCGGUUCGGGAGCUGGAGGCGGUGGGGCUGUGUCGCUUCACAAAGCGACGCAAGGGGCUGUACGUGCUGCGGACGUACUUCCCACCGGAAACGGUUGCCUGAGUGUACGGCACAGGAUGAAGCUGUAGCUGCUGCGAAAUGGGGUGAAAUGUUUAUUGCUGGUUGGGGUGGUUUGGGCUGGUUGUCAGAGUAGAGUAUAUGCAGCUGUUGUUGCAGUGAGUGGUGUGGAAGCACCCGCAGUGUUGUGAUUGAGGGAACCAAGACAUCAGCAAGGACCGCGAUUUGCGUGAUAAGAACUCCACAAGGAUGUCAAAUUAGACGCAUAUCCUACUUUUCUACUAGAC